CGAGUGUGAGAAAAGUUUUUCGAGAGUUGCAACUUGGGAAUUUGAACUCCACGUCGGGAAUGCCUUCUCUUCACCGCCUUUUCUUGGUUAGCUUCCCGCCCAUCGUUCUCAUAUCACUAUAUUACCUUGACAUAUGGCCUGAUCACCAACUUCGAACCUACCUAAUAACCUCUUCGACUUCUGUCUAUGCAUUGACACGACAGCGGCUACAUCCACAUUUCUCGACUCUCUCGGAACUGGUCUCCCAAUAUACUCAAGGCCAAGCUGUAAGAGAACCGAGACAAUUUACAAGACACAUUGUCGCCGUAGGAGACCUACACGGGGACUUUCCUAAUGCCAUGAAAGUCUUGCAGUUCUCUGGCGUUGUUGACGAGUUUGGUAAUUGGACUGGAAAUGCGGAUUUUUUUGUCCAGACAGGAGAUAUCAUUGAUAGGGGCGACGAUACAAUCAAACUAUUUGCAUUGAUGGACAAAUUGAGAGAGCAAGCUAGCGCCAUGGGUGGUGUCGUUCUGAGCCAUUUAGGGAACCAUGAAUGGAUGAAUGCUAUCGGUGACUGGCGAUACGUCUACCCAACUGAAAUAGAAACUUUUGGAUCCAUCUCCGCUCGUCAAAAGAUGCUUUCGACAGGCAAAAUUGGUCGGUCCUGGGCUACCAACUACACCGUUACCUCCCGUCUCCCGCUACAUCCUUCAAUCGGAGCUCCCAACACACCUUAUCCCCCUUCAUUCAGGAAAGACGAGGAAGGAGAAGAACCUCCUCUUUCACAUUCCGCUGUAUCCUUCGUUCAUGGUGGAUUAUCACCGACAUAUGGGGACCUCACACCAUUUCCAACAAAAAUCAACGAACUAGGGACUACGUUACUCAGGAAAUUACAGAGGCGAACUCAACCACCCCCUCAUCCGCCGAAUCCAUAUCCUGGACUUCCUGUUGGCACAACCAGAGAAGAAGCCGCUCUCUAUGAUGCUAAUGGCCCAUUAUGGUAUCGUGGUUGGGCUUUGGAUCCCGAUGAACAAGUGUGUGAAGAUGUAGACGAAGUAUUGAAGAAGACCGGGACAAGGAGGAUGGUCAUGGGACAUACGCCUGAUUUCCAGGGAAUCGUGUCAAGAUGUGACGGGAAAAUUAUCAUCAUCGAUACUGGAAUCUCGCAUGCUUAUGGAGGAGCUCUUUCUGCGUUGUCAAUCCACUACACUCUUACUCCCGUCGCGAAAGAAGCAGGUGAAGAUCAAAAGUGGAUUGAGAAAGAAGUAGUGAGCGCACUCUACGUUGAUAGGCAGGAACUAAUUACAGUCGGCGAGCGGGAGGUUUUUGGUGAUUUUUCAGAUUAUAAGCAAAUGGAACGAUAAUCUAUCGUUGUUACUAAUACUAUUAGACUGGUUCAAUAGAAAUAGGAGUAUAGUAUAUGGUACUUCUGGAGCAGGAAGAGCCCGCAAGCGCUUUCUGAAAGGUAUAUUCAACUAGCAGCGUUGUUCUCAAGGAUUCCACUCGGGACA
Molecule: messenger RNA, 1490 nt
Organism: Marasmius oreades (fairy-ring Marasmius)
Lineage: Eukaryota; Fungi; Basidiomycota; Agaricomycetes; Agaricales; Marasmiaceae
Exons: 7
Coding region: 60-1343 (427 amino acids)
Molecular function (GO): hydrolase activity
Source: RefSeq, a predicted model, not a curated record